Messenger RNA from Tachyglossus aculeatus (Australian echidna), 2549 nucleotides. RefSeq names its product Rho GTPase activating protein 22 (gene ARHGAP22). Gene Ontology annotation, cellular component: focal adhesion. Gene Ontology annotation, biological process: activation of GTPase activity; signal transduction. The transcript has 9 exons. Gene Ontology annotation, molecular function: GTPase activator activity. Bases 1 to 2139 code for a protein of 712 amino acids. The record is from RefSeq and is a predicted model, not a curated record. Lineage: Eukaryota; Metazoa; Chordata; Mammalia; Monotremata; Tachyglossidae.
AUGAUGAGUCCGCACGUGUGUUUUUGGUUUCCAGCCCGAUCAAAAAGCCUCGUGAUGGGCGAGCAGAGCGGACCCUCCACCAGACCAGUGUCCCCCAACCCGCAAGACCGUGUGCUCAAGGCAGGUUGGCUGAAGAAGCAGAGGAGCAUCAUGAAGAACUGGCAGCAGCGGUGGUUUGUGCUGCGUGGGGACCAUCUCUUCUACUACAAGGAUGAGGAAGAAACCAAGCCACAGGGAUUUAUCCCAUUGCAAGGAAAUCAGGUGGCUGAAUUCCUUCCCAAUCCAGAAGAACCGGGAAAACAUCUCUUUGAAAUCACUCCAGGUGGCUCAGGAGACCGGGAUAAGUUGCCUGUUAAUCAUGAAGCUUUCCUUCUCAUGGCUAACUCCCAGAAUGACAUGGAAGAUUGGGUGAAAGCCAUUCGUCGGGUCAUAUGGGCUCCGUUUGGUGGAGGUAUUACAAAUAGCUCACAUGCUCAUAAAUUAAAACUAGUGCCUCAAGGAAUCUUUGGGCAGCGGCUGGAAGACACGGUCCAGUACGAGAGCAAAUACGGCCACCGCCUGGCCCCUCUGCUGGUGGAGCAAUGUGUGGAUUUUAUCCGGGAGCGGGGGCUCGCCGAGGAGGGCCUCUUCCGAAUGCCCGGCCAAGCCAACCUAGUCAAGGAUUUGCAGGAUUCGUUUGACUGUGGAGAGAAACCUCUGUUUGACAGCUCCACCGACGUGCACACCGUCGCCUCCCUCCUCAAGCUCUACCUGCGGGAGCUGCCGGAGCCCGUCGUCCCCUUCGCCAGAUACGAGGACUUCCUCUCCUGUGCCCAGCUUCUUUCCAAGGAUGAGGGUGAGGGAAUGCAAGAGUUGACUAAACAAGUGAAAAAUCUUCCUCAGGCAAACUACAACCUUCUCAAAUAUAUAUGCAAGUUUUUGGAUGAAGUUCAGUCUCACUCGAGUGUGAACAAGAUGAGCGUCCAGAACCUUGCCACCGUGUUUGGGCCGAACAUCCUACGUCCCAAAAUGGAAGAUCCAGUGACGAUCAUGGAAGGUACCUCUCUGGUGCAGCAGCUGAUGACGGUCUUGAUCAGCCAACACAGCCAGCUGUUCACGGCGGUGCCCUCGGCCGUGCCCACGCCCGCCCCGCGCCAGGGCAGCCAAGGCGGGUCCCAGCGCAGCGCCGUGGAGUGGAUCUCCGAGGAAGGCGGGGAGGAGGGCCCGUCCGAGCCCGGCGCGUCGAGCCCCGGGGCCGGCCCUCCGCCCGCGCCCCGGGCCGCCUCGCUGGACGCGGCCACGGCCGCCGCCCUGGGCAGGCCCGCCACCAGCCCCGGGAAGCGCGGGCAGACCCUGCCCCACUGGAAGUACUCCUUCCGACAGGCCGGGGCCCGCUCGCUCAGCCCCAAGCCGGGCAGCUCGACGCUGGACGUCUCGGCCCCGGCCUCCUCGGGCGGGAACUGGCUGAUGAACGGGCUGUCCUCCCUGCGGGGUCACCGGCGGACCUCCACGGGGGAGCGGGGCAAGGACUCGGGCUCGGCCCAGCGGCUGUCCACCUACGACAACGUGCCCGCGGUCGGCCUCUCCCUGAGCACGCCCAGCGUGGCGGCCACCGCCUGGUCGGCCUCCUCCUGCGAGAUCUCCGCCGGCGACUCCAUCAGCAGCUGCCCGGCCUGCCGCGCCAGCGACUCUUCGGCCUGCGACUCCCUGCGGACCGAGUGGGCCCCCGCCGGGGGGUCCGCGGACCUGGGCCGCACCAGCAGCGAGGGGCUGGACGCCUGCGGCAGCAGCGUGGGCACCAGCGAGGCCGGCGACUCCGUCGGGCCUUCCAGGGACUCCGCCCUCUGUUCCCGGGCCCUUCAGAGCCUGGUCACGGAGCUCCAGGCCGAUCUGGGCAAACAAAGGACUGAGUUCGAAUCCAGCAUCAAAAGAAUCGAAGAAACCAGCACCGAGCUGAGGACGCAAAUGGCAAGAUUGGAAGAGGAGCUGGAUCAGGAGCGAAAGAAAUACACAAUGCUGGAAAUCAAACUGAGAAACUCAGAACGUGCUAGGGAGGAUGCAGAGAAAAGAAACCAGCUUCUCCAGAAGGAAAUGGAAGAAUUUUUUUCGACACUGGGAAGCCUAACUCGGGGGGCCAGAAGCACUAAAGUAGCAAAGUAGAGGAAACUGAAGAGUGAUACAAUUCUGUCUUUUUGGUUUUUGAUUUUUGUUUUGCAUUCCCCACAGAGCAGCUGAUCGCUGCUUCCUCUUGUCUACUCGUGUAUCAUGAGUAAUAGCGAAGCGACUCAAUGCCCCUUCGCACCGUUGUCCUGGUUUACAUAUGCUAUCUUAUUGGGGCUAUCAGGGAAAUUAAAAGGGCGACUCGACUGCACCUUGGCCGUGCUUUGGGUGGGGGACACAACAUCUGAUGUGCCUUUAGGGACAGGCUAUUUGGAGCUCACCCACCCAGGGGACCCGGCGGGGGCUCUGUGUCUGCGGCCCCUCCGGCCGGGAAGCGGGAGUUCAGUCCGUGGGUCGAAUGAAACCGAACAUGAAAAUGUGCAUUCUUGAUUAAAUUUGCUUUAAAAACA